UUUAAUUUUCAUAAAAAAAUAAUAAUAAUAAAAUAAAAAACACAGCGCGCAACAGAGAGAGAGAGAGAGAGAGAGAGAGAGAGGGAGAUAAAACAAGUGGUGGUGGUGGAGGAGGAGUUGUUAAGAGAAUAUUCCGGAAUUCCUCAGCCGCCGGAGUAGGCAGUAGACGCAGCGGUAGUAGUAGAAGGCGGCGGCGGCGGUGGUUGUGGUGGUGAGGAAGGAAAAAAAAAAAAAAACAAAAAGAAGAAAGAAGGGAUAUGGCGAUGCGUGAGCUUGUUUCGGGUGGAGCUGCUUGUGCGGUUCCUGGCUCUUCUUCUUCAUCCAAUCCUCUCGGUGCUCUAGCCAACUCUCUUAUCGGUUCUUCUUCCAAGACUAAGGAAAGGCUAGAGGAAAUCCCUACGUCAACGUCAACAAGUUCAGGGAGGCAGUUUGAUGAACAAUAUCAACCGCCACAACUCCCUGGCUCCGAAUUUGAUCGGCCAUUUCUGCAACCCGGCACUCAGGGAUCGGAUUUUAUUGGCGCUUUUCGUUCCGCGGAUCAUGGUGGACUUGCAGAUGCAUGGGAUGAGAUACAGCAGCAUUCUCAUGUUGCUCCUCCUCUUCCUCACCCAAGAGAUGCAGAAUUCCAACGCAUAUAUGAUCGGGGACCUGCUCAACCAACUUUGGAGGGCCCACCACAAAGAGUGUUGUCAAACUUUUUGCACUCAUUCGUUGAGAGUAGUCGUGGUGGACUACCGUUUCAUCCCACUCCACUUCCUAUGUUAGGAUUGUCAGAAAGAGACAAACAAUGCAUACGUGACCGUAGCAGCAUAAUGGCCCGGCAUUUUUUUGCAGAUAAAAGUGAAGAUUUUAUUUCAGCACAGGUAAAUGCACUUCUAUCUUCUUUAGACAUAGAUAGUGAUGUCCGAGCUAAGGGACCUCAGCCUGCCCCAGUAAGGGAAUUGGAGGCUUAUUGGAAUGAGUCCCAAGGUAUCAUGCAACCAAAUUCUCAUGCUACAGAUGGAUGGGUUGCUGAAUUUGGUCAACAACGACAUGGAGAUCCUAAUGCUUGGGUUCACUCAUUUGAACAACAACAUGGUUCCAAUGGUUGGGCCUCUGAAUUUGAGCAGGAGCAAUCUCAGUUGGCUUCGGUGGAUCAUAUGAGAGGUGUAAAUGUUGCAAACUUAGCUGCAAUGGAGCAGACUCGUAUGCUUGCAAAUACUUUAGCUCAAAAUGGUGAUCCUAAAUUUCAGAAUUCGAAGUUUCUUCAGUUUGUAUCAAAGAUGAGUCGUGGUGAACUCAUUAUUGACGAUAACCAAGUAAAGCCUACAUCUGGGGAUUGGGCAACAGAAUAUCAACAACAGUAUAAUGCAGGUCCUUCUUGGGCUGAUGAAUUUACUUCACAUGGACCUGAUCGGUGGGUGAAUGAGUUUGCUUCUGAAAGAGAACAGCAACGGUCAGUUGAUGAUAAGUGGAUUGAUGAAUUUUCUAAUUUGCGGGUUAAUGACUGGGCAGAAGAAUUUGAGAACCAGGUUGGUGAAGGAGCUUUGGGGGAUAAUUCUGCAGAUAAUUGGGCUAAUGCUUAUGAUGAGUUUAUGAAUGAGCAAAUAGCUACCAAGCAGCAUUCAGAUGCUUCGAAGGGGAUCUAUGUCUUCUCUGAUAUGAAUCCUUAUGUUGGUCACCCCAAUCCCUUAAAAGAAGGCCAGGAUCUGUUCCGCAAAGGACUUUUGAGUGAAGCAGUCCUUGCUUUAGAGGCUGAAGUUCUGAAAAACCCUGAAAAUUCUGAAGGUUGGAGGCUACUUGGAAUAGCACAUGCAGAGAAUGACGACGACCAACAGGCUAUUGCAGCCAUGAUGCGUGCACAAGAGGCUGAUUCAACAAAUUUAGAAGUGCUUCUUGCUCUUGGUGUGAGUCAUACAAAUGAAUUGGAGCAGGCGGCUGCAUUGAAGUACUUAUUUGGUUGGCUACGUCACCACCCAAAGUAUGGGACACUUGCCCCUCCUGAGCUAUCUGAUUCUUUGUAUUAUGCUGAUAUUGCUAGAUUAUUCAAUGAAGCUGCUCAACUGUCACCUGAUGAUGCUGAUGUGCACGUAGUACUUGGUGUUCUUUACAACUUAUCUAGAGAAUAUGACAAAGCAAUUGAGUCCUUCCAGACAGCUUUGAAACUCAAGCCACAUGACUACUCUCUCUGGAACAAGCUUGGUGCAACACAAGCAAACAGCGUUCAGAGUGCUGAUGCAAUAUUGGCUUAUCAACAUGCACUAGAUUUGAAGCCUAAUUAUGUUCGGGCAUGGGCAAACAUGGGUAUCAGUUAUGCUAAUCAGGGAAUGUAUGAGGACUCGAUUCGUUACUAUGUCCGCGCACUUGCAAUGAAUCCAAAGGCAGAUAAUGCUUGGCAGUAUUUGAGAAUUUCUCUGAGCUGUGCUUCAAGAGAUGACAUGUUGGAAGCUUGUGAUUCUCGGAACCUUGAUGUUCUCCAAAAAGAGUUCCCACUAUAAUAUAAUUUGGGCAUGUUGACAUGAGACUGAUGGGAAUGUACGUCUAUUUUGGUUGUAUUGAUGAGAUUAUUAGUUGGGCAAAUUGACAUGAGACUGAUGAAGUGGAAUAAACAAUGUAUAGGUCAUAUAUUUAAAAACAAAAUAUGAAUAAAGAAUAACAAAGAAAAUCAAUCAAA
Molecule: messenger RNA, 2653 nt
Organism: Ziziphus jujuba (common jujube)
Lineage: Eukaryota; Viridiplantae; Streptophyta; Magnoliopsida; Rosales; Rhamnaceae
Product: peroxisome biogenesis protein 5
Exons: 15
Coding region: 258-2477 (739 amino acids)
Biological process (GO): protein import into peroxisome matrix, docking
Cellular component (GO): peroxisomal membrane; cytosol
Molecular function (GO): protein binding
Source: RefSeq, a predicted model, not a curated record